GAGUGCAGUCAGCCGCCUGUGGUAGUCCUCGCAGCAGCAGCAGCAGCCAGCAGCCAGCAAGCAGAAGCAUGGCCAACGCCGCAGCCACCGCAGUCUUCGUCGCCGCUUGCCUGGGCUCGUGGUGGGCCCUGGCUGCAGGUCAGUUGUCUCAGGAGUGCCUCGGUUGCAUAUGUGAGGCGGCGUCGGGAUGCGACGUGAACUCCGGCUGCAACGGCGACGUGUGCGGUCCGUUCAAGAUCACGUGGGCUUUCUGGGCGGACGCAGGCAAGCCCGUCAUCUCCGGGGACAAUGCCAACAGCGACGGAGCUUACGUGCGAUGUUCGUCAGACGUGUACUGCGCAGCCUCAGCUGUGGGAGCCUACAUGUCCAAGUACGCCACGGACUGUAACGGUGACGGACAGAUUGACUGCUUCGACUAUGCAGCCAUUCAUCGACUCGGCAAGAACGCCUGCAAUGGCCAGAUAGAUCUAGGCUUCCAGAACAGGUUCCUGCAGUGCCAGAACGCUUUGGGAUAAGCCUUGAGGAUGGUGUCAAAGAACGUCCUGUUUCCUUCCGAGACACUACACUGAUGGCGUAAUUUCCCAGCAAUACUGAGGUGCCUCAAGUUUCGGCAACAGACGAAUCGUUCGUAACAUAAUGAAAUGUGUCGUAUUCUCCUUGUGGACAUAAACUUGCAUUUCAACUCAUUUUCUGUUUAAUCGAGCAAGAAUCUUUUGUGACCUCAGAUAGCAAAUAAUAGUUCUCCUUUAAAGACAAUCACAUUUGAUAAUUAUUCCACAUAGUAUUCACAGUAUUCAUUGAAGCUCAUAUCAUGUAACCUGUGUAUCUGUGUCACACAAAAUAAUGUCACAAUAAACUAAAGAGCCCAAAAAUUUGAA
Messenger RNA from Schistocerca gregaria, 878 nucleotides. RefSeq names its product invertebrate-type lysozyme 3-like. The record is from RefSeq and is a predicted model, not a curated record. The transcript has 4 exons. The coding region runs from base 69 to 515 and encodes 148 amino acids. Gene Ontology annotation, molecular function: lysozyme activity. Lineage: Eukaryota; Metazoa; Arthropoda; Insecta; Orthoptera; Acrididae.